Molecule: messenger RNA, 908 nt
Organism: Triticum urartu
Lineage: Eukaryota; Viridiplantae; Streptophyta; Magnoliopsida; Poales; Poaceae
Product: histidine-containing phosphotransfer protein 2-like
Biological process (GO): phosphorylation; cytokinin-activated signaling pathway; phosphorelay signal transduction system
Cellular component (GO): cytoplasm; nucleus
Molecular function (GO): histidine phosphotransfer kinase activity; protein histidine kinase binding
Source: RefSeq, a predicted model, not a curated record
AACAAACGCCUACGUGAGAGACCCUCGUGAGCCCAGCUAUACAACCUCCGCUCCUCCUCGAUCCCGUCGUCGUUCACUCCGCAUCCGCAGCCGAAUUCCCCCCGUCUCCACCGCUCAGUCCCCCAGACCGCCGGACUUCUCCUCGCCUUGCCAUGGCAGCCGCAGCACUGAGGGCGCAGCUCAACGCUCAUAUCGCCGGCAUGUACACUGAUGGUGUCGUGGACGAGGACACGUUAGAGGAGCUGCUGGACGAGGGCACCGCCGUCGAGGUCUCCCGCCUCUUCAUCUACGACGCCUCCAAGAUCAUCGACGACAUCGACAUCCUGAUGGAGGAGCCCGAAGUGGACUUUGAUGAGGUGGAAGCCCUGACGCAGCAGCUCAUGCGGUGCACCUCCAGUGUUGGUGCACAGCAAGUGAACCUCGCCUGCAUGCACUUCGGCAAUUUCUAUGCCAUACAAUACAAACAUGGGUGUCUCGUGUCAUUGGCUCUUGUUAGGAACGAGUUCUAUAUUGUGCGACAUGAGUUGGAGAUCAUGAUGCAGCUUGAAGAGCAGAUCGCGGCAUGCGGUCCUAACUCCUAAGUAGCGGCAAGUGAAUGGGGAAGAGUGUGGCCCCAUGCAAUCCCUUGCAUUAUGCGUUCCAUGUGUCUCCGAAGAUGUAGCGGUUUUCAAAUGUUGCGCGUAAAACUUAGAUGAAUAUUCUCGUGUCGGAACUUUGGGCUUGUAACCCUGUGAACGAAAACUUUUGUCGUGUGUUGAUGUCCGUGUGAAGUCCAUAUUUUAGUGUGUCGUGGAUGUGUUGCCGCCCUUCCUAUGGGCUGUUUAUAAAACCUAUACCUGGUUGGUUGGUCCUCUAGUGACUUUGUUUUGCUGUAUGUUCGGUUUGUUUUUCUCUAUAAGCAAGUCUUG